Schizosaccharomyces japonicus yFS275 is the source of this 3840-nucleotide messenger RNA. Its product is annotated as complexed with Cdc5 protein Cwf3. Gene Ontology annotation, biological process: mRNA splicing, via spliceosome; RNA processing. Lineage: Eukaryota; Fungi; Ascomycota; Schizosaccharomycetes; Schizosaccharomycetales; Schizosaccharomycetaceae. The record is from RefSeq and is a predicted model, not a curated record. Gene Ontology annotation, cellular component: Prp19 complex; spliceosomal complex; post-mRNA release spliceosomal complex. Bases 215 to 2638 code for a protein of 807 amino acids. The transcript is spliced from 2 exons.
CCUGUAUUUUGGGUGGAAAUUUUCACUGUAGGAGAAUCACGUUUGUGAUGUCCGUUAUUAAUAGGACGUUUUCUAAUCUCAUUGUUUGUGAAGCAUAUUUGUUUGAGUUACUUACAUUCUUCGCGUUUCGUGUUUUGGCAGCAUUUGGCCCGAUUUUCUGGUAAAUUUGUUCGUGUUUACAGCGACAUUUCCCGUCCUUUAACAACUGUCUAAAAUGAAUGACAGUAACGAUGUUCUCGUAGAUGUUUCACUAAUUGAGGCAAAAGAUGAACCUUUUGAGUUAGAAUUGCUUCGAAACCCGUUUUCUCUUAAAGCUUGGUUACGCUAUUUGACUGCGAAUGAAAGCAGCUCUUUUUUAAAACGCGUUUUUCUAUACGAACGUGCCUGUAACGAUCUUCCUGGAAGCUACAAACUGUGGAAACAGUAUUUAGAGCUUCGGAUACAACACAUUACGCAAGUUCCUGUCUUUGGAUUCGUCGACGACUAUGAAGCGGUGAACAAUUGUUUCCGAAAAGCCCUCGUUCUACUUCAUCGGUUUCCCGUUAUUUGGGAAAUGUAUCUUAAGUUUUUAAUGCUACAAGCGAAUGUCACAGAUACUCGGAAAGCUUUUGAUGAAGCAUUAAGGGCCUUACCCGUCGCUCAACAUGAUCGUAUUUGGGAAUUAUAUAAAGACUACGCUAUUAGCAUUGGAGGCCCUUUCUGCGUCCAUGUACUCAGACGCUACGUCUGUGUUGAACCUCGGGCAAUUGAGGAUUUUAUUGAAGAACUUGUUCACAUGGAGAUGUGGAAUGACGCUGUACACGAAUACCUCAACAUUCUCAAUCGCCCCGUUUUCCUUUCGACAAAACGGAAAAGUAAUUACCAAAUCUGGUCAGAGUUUUCUGAACUCCUGGUCAAGCAUCCGCGCGAAAUCCAGAACAUCAACGUUGAGGAAGUUUUGCGAGCGGGCAUAAAAAGAUUUACUGACCAAGCCGGUCGGCUGUAUACAACUCUUGCACGGUACUUUAUUCGGAUGGGUUUGUAUGAAAAGGCGCGUGAUAUUUUUAUGGAGGGAAUUACUACAGUUGUAACUGUACGGGAUUUCACAUUCGUCUUCGAUGCUGCCGUUGAAUUCGAAGAACAAUGGGUCACGCAUUUAAUGGAACGGGCAGAAACAAAUAAUGUAAAUGAUGUUGAGCUAGACUUCCAACUCUUACGGCUAGAAAAUCUCCUGAACCAGCGCCCAUUUUAUGUGAACGAUGUGCUCCUUCGACAAAACGUGCAUAAUGCUUCUGAAUGGCAGCGAAGAGUUGAAUUGCAUGGUGAAGAUGCUGAAGCUGUGCUUUCUGUGUAUACCAAAGCAUUAAGUUCCAUUAAGCCUAGUCAAGCCGUCGGCGACUUUGUUGGUUUGUGGACGAAUUUUGCAAUGUUUUUUGAAAAAUUGGAUGACUUAGAAAAUGCACGGAUCAUUUUUGAGAAAGCUACAAAAGUGCCAUUCAAAUCAGUAAAUGAUUUGGCACAAAUAUGGAUUGAUUGGGCUGAGAUGGAACUUCGACAAAACAAUUUUGAUCGUGCACGUUCACUUGUAGCACAAGCCACGAAAGGUCCAAAGCACAGCACUGUCAGUUUCUUUGAUGAAUCUUUGAGUCCACAAGCACGGCUGCACAAAUCCGCAAAGCUUUGGUUGUUUUAUCUUGAUUUGGAAGAAAGUGUCGGCACACUCGAAUCAACAAGAGCUCUUUAUGAACGAAUGUUCGAACUUAAAAUCGCGACACCCCAAGUCGUCGUUAAUUAUGCCAAUCUAUUAGAAGAAAACCAAUUCUUUGAAGAUAGUUUCAAAGUUUAUGAACGCGGUGUUGCAUUGUUCAGCUAUCCCGUUGCGUUCGAACUAUGGAAUUUGUAUCUAACUAAAUUCGUUCAACGUUAUAAAGGACAAAGAUUGGAACGUGCCCGUGAUCUAUUUGAGCAAGCGCUUGAUAAUUGCCCAGAAAAAUUUGCGAAACCACUGUAUCUUCUUUACGCCGAAUACGAAGAAACCUAUGGAAAGGCCCGAAAAUCUUUAAGCAUUCUGGAGAAAGCAAGUACUGCCGUUGUACCAGAGGAAAGAAAAAAUGUGUUCGAUAUAUGGUUGGUGAAAGCCACCGUGAACUUCGGUAUUGCUGCUGCAAGACCUAUUUAUGAAAAAGCUAUUGAAAUACUUCCGGACGCCCAAGUGAAAGAAAUGUGUCUUCGUUAUGCGGAACUCGAAAUAAAGCUGGGUGAAAUUGAUCGUGCUCGUGCUAUCUUCAUUCAUGGAAGCCAAUACUGCGAUCCACGAGUAGAAUCUGAUUAUUGGGAGAAAUGGCAGGAUUUCGAAAUUAAGUAUGGAAACGCCGAAGAAACAGUAAAAGACAUGCUUCGCAUCAAGCGGUCUGUUCUUGCAAAAUUCAAUUCUGAUGUUGCUUUCAUCGCAAAGCAAGCGGCCGUUCUCUCGACCAGCAGUGACGCUGUUGCCAGUAACGAUGCAAUGGAACAAUUAAACAAUGCAGUCGUGCGCGAUAAACCUCUUGCUGGUUUUGUUGCCUCUUCUACGGGACCGCAGGGUGGUAAUGUGAACGACCAAUCUCCUUCAAAACAAGCUUCUCCAGCGAACCCAGAGGAGAUUUCACUGGAUAUAUAAAUGCACUAGACAUCUUUUUUGGGUGUCCAUUUUAGAAUCCGAACUGCGUUUGCAAAUGUAUUGAUUUAUACAAAAUCAUAAAUGGUUUGGAAAAAAAAUGCAAAAAGCGUUUUGCAAAAACUACCGUCCGGUCUUUUUCAUCAAGGCAACGAAAUCUUUGUCUGUGGAAAGCAAGCGGUCAACCGCCUUGGGAAUAAUUUGAUCUUCUCUUCCACAUUCCCACGUUUCUUCGUUUGCAUCAGGAAUAAGUUGUUGCACUCGGUCCAAGACAUCCAACUUUUCAUGCUCGUAAACAGUUACAUCCAUGGAAAUCGUCGGAACAAUGCUUGUGUUCAGAUACCCCAACAGUACUUCGAGUGUUUCGCUGUUUACGUUAAACAAACGAAGUAACCGGGAGUAUGUGAUUCUUUCAAAAUUCUCUUGAGAGGCUUUAUGAACAAAAGGUGAACGCACUAGAGUCCACCGUUGUAUUUUUUUAGGCAAGGGAGUUGGUCCCCUAACAGGUAUAUUCAUGUAAUAUGCACAACGAACUGCGAAGUCUGCAAAGAACUCUAACUUUGAUAGUUCAUAACUUUUAAACAUUAUUUGAGCACAUUCUACGGCAUCUUUCGUCACAGGGUGACGGACAGGCGCAACGUAAGCAGCAAGCACAUUAUCAGGCAGGAUCCUCAUAUUUUCAUCAUCAAAUAAUGCUUCUUUCGGAAUGUUAUUUUUGUUUCGCUUAUUAGGAACAACGUUCGCUUUGUUUGACGUUGCUCUUACAGUUGUUUGUAAAGAAAAGAAGGAUGCUAUGAGGAAGCGUGCUGGUUUCCACACGACUUUUGAUUUUAGCAGACAACUCAUUGAGAUAUUACUAAUUUCACGCUAACGAUCUUUUUCGCUCUCUUGCUCCGUUCUCACAUCCGCUGCGUCUUCCUCAGAGUGCUGACACAAGCAAACCAGGCCUGCAUAUUGCAGCAUUAGUUGCUAACAGCGUUGUUACUUGUGGUGGUAGUGUUUCAAGUAACAACGACCAUCUUCAACUCACCACCAAAAAAACAGAGAAACCAGUUACUACUGUAUGUUCCUCACCCACAAACACCAGCGUAGUAUAGUAAUAGGCCAAUAAGUAGUUCAAUAUUAGGCAGGCAAGGCACAAUUAUAACAUAAAAUAACGAACGCAUCCUUUUAGUCGAGCUAAUAUAAUCAUUAUGCUAUCUACA